Molecule: messenger RNA, 4775 nt
Organism: Aricia agestis (brown argus)
Lineage: Eukaryota; Metazoa; Arthropoda; Insecta; Lepidoptera; Lycaenidae
Exons: 7
Coding region: 144-4604 (1486 amino acids)
Molecular function (GO): protein binding; RNA binding
Source: RefSeq, a predicted model, not a curated record
UCAAACUUGAAACUUGUUUAUUUUGCAAAAUACAAAAUAAUCCGUCGCAAUUAUCUAAUUUUAUAAAAACUUAAGCUACUGCACAACAUUUAGAUGUUGUUAAAAGUAAUACAAAAUAUAAUGCAGUGAAAUAAUCAAAAAUCAUGAGGCGAGGUCAUGCAAGAUCAAGUGGAUGGCGUAAUGAAAAUCCUAGACAUUUUAGGCCCCGAAACGGCGGCAAUCCUUUUUAUCGACCACCAAGGCCAAUUUUUGGUCUAUUAGAUACACCACGCUUUCCACCACCAAACCAUCCCAAUAGGCCACAUGCAUAUGGUGGUAGAUUUGAAAAUAUUGAAAGGGGACGUGAAAAACAUUCAGGAGAGUCUAGUUAUAGGCCCGAUCCUCACAAUUCUUAUCAGAGUAAUUCAGAAAAACCACGGUAUAAUGAAAGACAAAAAUUUUUUGCAAAAAACAGGCCUGAAUAUGAAAAGCCUUCUGAUUCAUACAAUAAUCAAAGAAACUUUGUGCAAAAUAAACAUGACAAUAGUUUCUUGCAUAAAAAUAGCAUGGGAGAUGUUGAUCAUCGGCAAGUAAGUCACAAUAGAAAUUACAGAAGUGGUAAUAUUGAUCCUUGGAAUGAUGACGCCAGACCAUAUAGACCAAGAAAUUAUGACCCUGUACAGCGAAAUGAUUUUCCUGAGUCAAAUAAAAUCCCUUUACCAGAAUAUUCCGGGCACAGGCCUCCAUCAUCUGAUCACUACGGUUGUAGCUCUUCAAUUUCAACGAUUGAAAAGUCAAACUCUUUCAGCCGAUCAGUAGAUGAUACUGUUGAUAUUGUAAGGAAACGUCUUCAAAAUCGAUCUGAAUCAACAAGUUUUGAUAAUUAUGAAAACAGGCAAAGUAUAGAAGAUCAAACAUUUGGGCAUGAUCAAGUGAAUACAUCAGAUGGAUCACAAGAAUCUCCAAUAAAAAGGAGACUUCAGAGACAAAGACAAAGUGAUAAAGUAAACUGUGCUAAAAUGAAAAACAAAAUAGUGAAUCAGCUGUUUAAAAUGGACAAAGAAAAAAUUCACAAACUUAUGGACAAUCCCAACUGUUCUUCCAAAUUUGAAUUUGCAAUCAAUAGUCUUAUAACUGAAUCACAAAACAGUUUUAAUAGGCAUUUACGAUCUGUUGCAGAGAAGUCGUUGUGCAGUUCUAGUGAUGAUUUUAUUCAGAGUGACAACAACACAAUAUAUGAAGAUACAUUCAUGAAACAAAUGCAAUGCAUAUUAGAUCCACAAGAUACUAUACUUCUAGAAGAUAUAAAACCCAUUGUGAUGGCAGAACUGAGUAGUAUAUUGCAAGUAGAUGAAGAAGAUAAUCAAUAUAUACAAGAUGAGCAUAUUAUGCAUUUCAAUGAGUUUCAACAAAGUAACUCGAGAAACCAAAACAUACCAACGGAUCAAAUGCAUUGCUAUGACAAUUAUGGUAAUGUUCAAGAAGACUAUGAUAACAAUUACUGUCACAAAAAUCUUGAUAAUAUGGUGUCCUCUCAUUCUCAUGAAACUGAACGUUGGCCACUAUUUCAAAGAAGGCCGCAGAGAAUAAGUAAACAUUUUAGUACUGAUACAACAACUUCUCAAUAUCGUAAUUCUAAUGACAAAAUUGAUCACUCAUUUGAAAGUCAAAAAGGUUUUGAUGCUAAUACCGAACCACUAUCUGAAGAAGAUGACACCUUUGCAGAACUUGAUAAUCAGUAUCAUGUGGCAGUAGAUCAUGAUUUUAUUGAACAAGAAGAUAGCAUAUCUGAACAAAAUGCAGUGAAUCGUACAUCAUACUCAGUCUUUGUUAAAAGUGAAAAGGUUGAAAAGGAAAUAGAAUGUAAACAGGAAGUAAGAGAAGAAAUUUGUGAUAGAUCUUGCACAAAUCCAAAUCGAAAUGACACGGUUGAAGAAAAACCUGAAAAUUUAAAAUUUUCUUUCACUUCAGAUGUUGAAAAUGCUAAAGUUAGUGAACAGAAAAAUAGAGAGUCUAAUACAAGUCAAAGUAAAAGGAGAACAAUCGAUGAUUUUCCCAGUAAUAAGUUUACACCAGACUCACGCAAAAGAACCAAUGACCAAAAACCAUCUCAUCGAAAAGAAAAACGCAAAAAAAGCGAAAACAGUCAAACUUUGGAGACAAGUAAACAAAUUUUGAAUAAAAAUAUAAUUAUAAACGUAAAUGAUUGCGCAAAUAAAACAUCCGAGAAGUGUGAUGCACCAAAAUCGAUAUUUAAUUUAUUCUUUUCGAAAGAAAAAGAUAAAACAGUUUCUAAAGAGAUAAACGUUAUUUCAGAGAAGCCUGUUAUUAAGAAAGAAGUUUCAAAAACACCUGACGCAAAAAUUGAUAGAAGACGAAAAAAAUGCAACUCAAUGUCAUCCAACCUAUCCACAAGUCCAAAAGAAUUGAAUAAUUCAUGUAAUAUCAGUUCAACAUCCAAAACAGACACCAAAGCCACUUUAAAAACAAUUGACAUGUUUACUGAAAAACCUAAAAAAGUAAGUAUUCAUCAAGCCCAUAGAAAUACUUCAAAACUUGAUCUUGAAAGUGACAAAAAAUUAGAUAAAACAGUAUUAACCAAGCAAGUAAGUAAAUCACAGGCUACAAUUCAAAUUCCUAAAAAAAUAUCAUCCAAAGAGACACAAACCAUAAAACCAAAAAAGCAAACAAGAUUUAGUCAAACUAUUAAUAAAGCUAUGGCGUUUAAAGCUACACAAACCGAUAUAAAAGUUUGUGAUAAGCCAGGCUCAAAAACCACAGAUCCACUUGAAAGGAUGAAAGAAAUUGAUUUAGAAAUACAGGCUUUAAUUCAAGAGAAGUUUAAAUUAUACAGCUCAAUUGAGUCUAAAGAAUCAAGUACAAAUUCUUUAAAUAGUCUAGGUAUGACGGUUCUAAAUGUUGGGGUUGAAGAAGAGCAAAAUGAGCCAAUACUAACAGAGGAUGCCAUUGUGGAGAACUUUGUAAACAUCCCUGAUGACGAGUUGGAAAAAAUUGUAUUUAACAGUGAUCCACAUGAAUUAAGUACAGAAAACGAUGGUAGAAAAACAAAUACGCGGAAAGUUACUUCCCAAACUAGUCAACUGUCAGACGUAUCAGCAAGGACAAUUAAAAAGCCCAAUAAAAAAUUCAAAACACCAAACAUAUCACUUAUUGAACAAAUCAUAACAGACGAAAGACCAUUAGAGGAUAUCAUAUCUCUUGAUGAUUAUGAAUUAACACCAGUAAAGAAAAAAGGUAAAAGUAAAAAACCUCGCCAAAUAUCUAGGAAAAAACCAGUUCACAAGGGAAAUCUCUCUAUAGAUUACUAUAAAAAAUACAGCCUUAAGGGGUGCUCUGUUGUAUUGACGAGAACAGAUAUACAAGAGUAUUUGAAAGACACUACUGUGACAUCAUCACUGGGGAAAGAUGAAAACUUAAUGUGUAAUGUUGAGCCAAGAGCAACUGCUGACGAUGUACCAACUAAAAUUAUAGAAGAAGCAGUUGUUAAUGAGAUCCAAUUUGAUAUGCUUGAUGUAUCCGAGGACAUUGUUAUUGGCGAUGUUUGUGCUGUUAAAGCUGACAAUGACAAGGACGCUGUUGAAAAUGUUUCCUUGUCAAUUAAUGAGGAAGUAAUAUUAGAUAACAGCCAAUCGUCCAUGGAAGAAGUGGCAACUACAGUUUUUGGACAAAAUGAUGGGUGUAAAGUUUUUGAUUAUUCAGCUGAUGAGAAUUUAAAGAGAGACUCAACUCUCGUAUCUGGCAAUGGUGAUGCUAUACUAGCUAUUGAGUGUGUUGAAAACAAUUUCUUAGCUGCAUCCUUAGAUGGACAUGUUUACUACUUUAAUUCUGAUGGUCAACUGCUUUCUACAUUAUAUGGAUCAAACUUUGCAGUAACAUGCCUUACCAUAGUGAAAGAAAAGUAUGGUACUACUGUCUACACAGGUUCCCUAGACUCUAGACUAAGACUGUAUGACUUGGAGACGGGACGUCCGGUAGGUGCAGAGACAAAUGUGCUUAGUCCUAUACAGACAAUGGACCGAGCGUGGGACACAUUGUUUGUUGGUACCAGAACAGGAUUUGUUUUGCAGUUUGAACAUAAGAAUAACUUGCUGAUCCCAGUAAGUUCUGUGAAGUUUUCGGACCAGUCUAUUUUGGCUCUGAAAGCAAUGAAGGAAGGUCCCCGUAAAGUUUUGCUUGUGGCUGCCAGGUCCGAAAAUGUGACAAUAAAGGAUGCCCAAACAGGCCUAUUGCUACGAACUCUGGUUGGACCCAAAAUGACAGUCUACUCACUUCUCUAUGAAGAUGGCAAAGUUUAUUGUGGAACAAGUAGUCAUCAAAUACAUGUUUUUGACUACACCAGCGGGUCGCACGCCGGCACGCACUCUGGCGGCAAGGGCGCGGUGUGCCUGCGAGCGACGGGCGGGCUAGUGUUCGCUGGCUGCUACGACGGCUGCGUCUACAUAUACCGGGAGGGUGAGAACGAGCCGCGCGCGCAGAUCGUCGGACCGAGCCUCAUGCUGCUGUCUUUGGCCGUAGUUGGAACCAAGAUUAUUGCAGGCUACAAAGACAGAAGUUUGUACAUAUGGAAAAUCCCACUUUGUAUAUUACAAGAGAUGAUACUUUAAGUUUUUUUUGUUAUAAUAUUAUAAGUAGCUGUAAUUCUCACCUUUACUAAUUUUAGAUGUUACCCUUUUAUUUUAGUAUGAAAUAUACAGAAUAUAUUAUAUCUUAAAAGUUUUUAUUUAAGUAGUGUUAAAAAGUAAGUUUGAACAGGUUUAAUGAAUGCAUAAUUUUGA